AUGGACCCUAUUACGGCUUUCCAAGUCGCAGCUUCGGUGAUAACCUUCGUUGAAUUCGGUGUGAACUUAAUCCACAUCGUCAAGGAAGUCCGUGACUCCGCAGAAGGUGCCACAGAGGAAAAUAAGUUAAGAGCCGCAGUCAAUCGGUCGAUGCGUCCAAUAUUGGAUGCAAUCAACACAUCAGACUACUCCAAGAUACCCGAAGAUGAAAGACCUUUAUAUGACCUCGCUCUGGAAUGCCAGAAAUGCCACAAGGAGAUGGGCUAUCUACUUGGUCGCCUUGCAUCGAAAGGGAACGGCCGCCUCAACAAGGUGUUGUCUUCUUUCAAAGCGAUCCGCCAUGAGCCCGAGCUGAAGAAGUUGGAAUCAAGACUCGAUAAAUGCCGUCUUCAGAUAUCAGCUCACCAAAUCCAAAUACAAGGAAAACGACUCACAGAAUUCUAUCAAGUACUACAAAUCCAAGGGAAUAACGGGCUACAGAUGGUCGAGACCAUGCAAAAGCACGUUGGCUCAAUCAGGGCAGACUUCACCCAACUUGAGAGCAAGAUGGCCCAGGACAGACUUUCGCUCAUUCUCGCCUGCCACGAGGAAGCCCUCGCGCCUAUAUAUGCCAAUCGCAUUCAAAAGAGGCUCCAUUUCAAAGAAACCGUUGUAAGGUACUCCAGCAUAGAUAAUCCCAAAGAAGGGACCUUCUCCUGGAUUUUCGAGGAUACUUGCAACCUUGUGGCUGCUGAACACUCAUCUCCGGGGAAAGGAUCUCACGAUAUUAUCGGAAGCCCCCGGUUUCUCAAUCAAAAGGACCAAAUCAAAAGGGCUUAUAUGAGAGAAAAGUUUAUAACUUGGCUUAGCUCUUCCGACGAAAUAUUCCAUUUCACUGGAAUACCGGGUGCGGGAAAAUCCACGAUGAUGAAGUUCAUUUACGAAAACCCAGCAACGAAAGAAGAACUCCGCAAAUGGGCCGGGAGCAGGACAUUGUGUCUUGCUAAGCAUUUCUUUUGGAGGCCCGGCUCAGACCUACAGCACAAUCUCACCGGCCUCUUCUACUCUCUUCUUCAUGAAAUCUUCAAAAGCUGUCCCGAAUUAAUACCCGAUGCGAUGCCUACGCACUGGGAGAUGGUACAGCAGAUACCAAUAGUUGUUGAUCCAGAUAUUGAAAUCCCACCCAUCGCAGUCGAGAAUGCUCUUUUUACUUUGAUUCAAGAUCAGAACGUCAUCAAAGAUCACUGUUUUUGCUUUUUCAUCGACGGUCUUGAUGAGUUUCUCGGUUCAGAUCAACAAGACUAUACGAGCUUGGCAAACCUGUUGACCAGAUGGGUAGACAAUUCAAAUGGAAACCUCAAGAUUUGUGUCUCAAGCCGAGAAGAGAAUGCUUUCAUGAAUGCAUUUCCCGAAGAGCAGCGCCUCCAACUCCACCAGCUCACAUGGGAUGACAUCUCUACCUACGUCCGUGAAGGAUUGCAAGGACUUGAGGCCGGUGAUUCCAAAGAUGAACUGGUUUACAAAAUCUGCAACCGGGCUAAAGGAGUCUUUCUCUGGGUAAUUUUCGUUGUCAGAAACAUCCGUGAAAAGAUUGAGAGCGGUGAAACUAACCCUCAAGAAAUCGAAGCAAGCCUAUCUAUACCUGAAGGAUUAGAAAAUCUCAUUGGCCAUACACUACAUAGACUAAGCUCGGAGAAACGCAGGAAAUUGUCCCAGGUCGUAGCAAUGCUUCGCUUGCAGCGCUAUUUCGAACACGAGCGGGAAUGUGGUACCCUCUGCCUAACACAACUUGCUUUUUCAUUUCUCGAUGAGUAUAAUUCAGACCACAAGUUCGCAACCAGAGAUACUUUCAACGAGAAUAAAACACACCUGGAUGAGAGACGUCUGCGUGCCGAAAAGCAACUCCGGUAUUGCAGCGGUGGGUUUCUCAAAAUAGCCGGGCAGGGGGAGGUGAUCGUGUUCAUCCACAGGUCCAUUCCCGAAGUCCUUGACAAGGAGGGAUUCAGGCGCCUCCUGGGAUACGUCGAUACGGCCGAAGCCGCAACGACACUAUCACACCUAAUAUUAGCCCAGGUUCGGGCCGGGUGGUACGACCACAGACAGGCUGGCUGUUUUCUGGCUUCAGUUAUGACUAUGUGCCUUAAGGCCCUUGACGAGAGCAUCUAUGAUUUCCUGGCGUAUAUACAAGCAUGGCAUAAUGACAGGUUUCGUAUGACGUUAAUUGUGCCUCCAGAAGAAAGGUCUCGUCACUUAGGAUACGCAUAUCCAAUGCAAUACCAUGGCUAUUCAUCAUUCUGGUGUUUCAAUGCUCUCUUUUUUGCUGCGAUUGGGGGAAAUAUCAAAUUCGCUAAAUUCCUACUCGAAAAGAACCCUGAUUGUCUAAAUCAACGAUGGAUAAGAGCGCAAGUAGUCGGACUACUACUCUAUCAUUUCAGAUCGAACUUAUCUGCCUGGAACGGUCUUCUGGAUGGUGAACUCUUGAAAGAAGGUUCAAACUGUUGCUUCAUCGUGGGGGAUUUACCGUGUGCACCUCAGCGUAAAGCCCGUAAAGCCCAUCACUUUUCAGGAUACAACAUCAGCACCUGGCAGUGGUUUCUAACCUGUGAACUCAUCAAAUGUCUGAGCGAAGAAAACGUUUCUCCCGAUUUCAUGACCUUUGAGUGGUUCCUAAGCCACGGCGCUUCUACAAAUUUCGAAGCAAAAAUCUGUCCUCACGAAACCCCCGACGAUGACACGGAAAUUUGGAUAUCUUAUUGCAACGGGCGUCUCUCCGUGCCAUUCUUAUUCUCACCCGAUACCAUUUCUCAGUGGGCACCCCGGAAUCUGAACCUGCUCAAACUCCAAACAAUAACCCUUCGAGAAUGGAUCACACACUUUGCUCCGGACAAUAUGGAAAAGCUCCUUAUGCUGAUAAAUGCGAGCCCAGAAUCAGAUAACCAUCACUCCGGCGAUGUGCAUUCACAUAAUGCUCCAGCUCGGAAUAAGUCAUUGCUCGCGGUAUCUCAAGAGCAGGAGCCAGCAAUUGAACCAAAAGAUGCAAGAUCAGGGGGGAAACACAUUUUGGAUUUCAAGCGAGGAAACCUGACAGCAUAUGUUGACUUCAGAGCCGCAAUCAUACUAGGUAUGUAA
This is a messenger RNA of Clonostachys rhizophaga, 3108 nucleotides long. Lineage: Eukaryota; Fungi; Ascomycota; Sordariomycetes; Hypocreales; Bionectriaceae. The record is from the annotation of a GenBank genome assembly.